AUGAAUGUCGAUAAUGCGGUCAAUUGGGUUGUAACACCGUUGCUGAAAUACCCAGUGUUGGUUUAUGUCGUAUUUUGGACUCCCAAUGUCAAGAUAAGUCUACUUUUAAUCCUCUAUUCAGUACUAUUGAAAAUAUGCAUUGCGUUAAACAAGUGGUAUAAGUGCCAAGGUAAUGAACCCUGGAAAAGUCUGGAAGAGCUUGAAAAUGCCGUAGUACUUGUCACUGGUGGUAGUCAUGGGCUAGGAAGAUCUAUUAUAAUGGAGCUCUUGAACAGAUAUAAACAUGUCAAGGUGAUUAAUCUUGAUUUGCAAAAAUCUCCUAGCGCAGAUACCAGAGUUUUGGACAUCCAGUGUGAUUUAAUGAGCUCAGCAGCACUAGUCCACUGUAUUGACGAGAUUAAAAUCCGAUAUGGCGAUAAUCUAUCGCUUAUUGUUAAUAAUGCCGGCAUAAGAGCACCAUAUCAGUAUCUGAAAGAUUCAAACGAGUUCUCCAUCCAAGAAGUAUUUGCCGUUAAUGCAUUUGCGCCCACAAGGAUUAUACAGGAGCUAGUACCUUCAAAUCAUCAGUGCUAUGUGGUUAACAUCGCUAGUACAUUAGGUGUAUUAGCGCCAGCAAAGGUUUCUACAUAUGCAGCAAGCAAGGCUGCUCUGAUAGCAUUUCAUAAUUCUUACAGUUUAGAAUUAUCGAAGCUAGGAAUUUCACAAACUCGAAGUCUAUUAGUGUUGUCUGGUCAACUAGAUACCGAAAUGUUUGGGGGGUUCGAGCCACCACUUCAAUUCUUUGCACCAGUAGUUGAUAGACAAAAAUUGGCACGCGAUUUGAUAGACUGUUGUGAAAGGGGCCAAAGAGGUGAAAUUUGUGUACCCUUUUAUUCCAACUUUGCCCAUUUACUUAUGUCUCUGCCCCUACUUCCUCGAAAUCUAGUUCGUAAACUAUCCAAGAUGGACGAUUGUCUACCACAGGAAUAA
Messenger RNA from Zygosaccharomyces rouxii, 969 nucleotides. RefSeq names its product Tda5p (gene TDA5). NCBI's taxonomy places the organism in Eukaryota, Fungi, Ascomycota, Saccharomycetes, Saccharomycetales, Saccharomycetaceae. The coding region runs from base 1 to 969 and encodes 322 amino acids. Gene Ontology annotation, molecular function: oxidoreductase activity, acting on the CH-OH group of donors, NAD or NADP as acceptor. The record is from RefSeq and is a predicted model, not a curated record. The transcript has a single exon.